AUGAAACUAAUAGCCACUAUCUUGGGAUACAAUGUAGCCCUUCUCGCUACAAUGGCAACAGCCAUGCCAUCCAAUGUCCAGCGUACCGAUUCAACAUAUGCAGAUGACAUGUUCAAUACUGCAAUUGAGUGGAACGAUGGCUACUGGGACGAAGAAGCAGGCUACUUGAUUGCAGCAGCUAGCAAUGACGGUCUUUACGACACUCGACACAGUGGUUGGUAUGCAACUCAGUUACUGGCUAGAAAUGGGCCUGGAGAUGUUGCGAGAGCCGUUCGCAUCUUUGACAAUGUGAUCUCAGGGCAAUACCUUAACCCUGCUUGGCAAUGGUAUGGGGAUUACCAAGACUCGCCGUCGCAGCCUCUACCUGGAACGCCUGAAUACGUCAAUGGUGGUCCGUAUUCCUCGUGGGAUCCUAAUGUUCGGGACUUCAUAGGCUGCGCUUGGGUUGUGGCUCUCAAUGAUUACGACCAUUUACUUCCAGCAGCAACAAUUGCCAAGAUUGAGAAAUCGCUUCACAUUGCAGCAAAGGGAGAUUUAUACCGCGUUGGUGGAGUUGACGGCGACAACCUCUACCCUUGCUAUUCGAACCCGUGGUUAAUGGGGACUAUCCUUCUAAGCUGGGUUGGUGCUCGGGUAGGGGAUCAAAAUUUGACUCAGGCGGGCGAAAAAAAUGCACAGGAGUUUUAUGAACUCUGGAGUCAGCAUCGUACUCUUUCCGAGUUCAACUCCCCCACUUAUGCUGGUGUCUCGAUGUGGGCGUUGUCCCUAUGGAGCAAAUACGCAGCCGAGGAUAGUCUACUGAAGAAAUACGCGCCGGAGGUCUUGACAACGACGUGGAACGAUAUUGCGCAACUCUACAAUGCGAACAUGAAGAAUCUGGCUGGUCCUUGGGACCGCACUUAUGGUUACAACAUGAAGGCAUAUACAUCUCUAGUUGCUGCCGUGAUCUGGGGAGCCGUUGGACGCGAGCAUGCUCCAUUCCCGAAAAAGACAUCGGGCAUGUAUCAUCAAGAUGACUUUGCCUUCUACCCGCUCUUUGCGCUCAGCAUGCCAGAGAUGCUGAAGUAUCUGUCCGCAGAAUCAAAGUCAAGCUUGAUCACGUUCCCUGGCGAGCACUUCUUUACAGGCCAGGCUUAUUCUCCACCAUUUGAUACCUAUCCACGGAACAUCACGACUUGGAUGUCUGAGAAUAUCACCAUUGGUGCUGAAACUGUCGCAGAGCAUGUCAUUGGAGGGCCAGCGAAGAGCACCUCUGCGUUCAGCCCUGCCGUCAUCCAGUGGACGAUUGACGACUAUCAAAUUGGAUGCGUUUCACACUGGGUGAGCGAGUCCUCAAUUCAUGCUGUGGCUUCUCCAAAAGCCUUGAAAAUCUCCUAUCCCAAUGCCACUGCAUCGGAUGGCCCAGUGUCCUUUAACUUUUUGUUCAGUGGACUUAAUGUGCGAAAUGGCUUUAACGUGACUGGACUAGAAGGCUUGCCUGGUCUAUCUCUAGAGGUCAAGACUAACGCUGCUGCAAACUAUAGUAUUGUCUAUGAUACAGACCAGACUGUGAAUGACUUUAUCUUCUACAACAUUACUUAUACGAUGCCAGAGCAUUUCACGGAGGAGCCUUAUAUUUCUUUACUUGUGGUUUAG
Molecule: messenger RNA, 1635 nt
Organism: Penicillium odoratum
Lineage: Eukaryota; Fungi; Ascomycota; Eurotiomycetes; Eurotiales; Aspergillaceae
Exons: 2
Coding region: 1-1635 (544 amino acids)
Source: RefSeq, a predicted model, not a curated record